CACUACCUAAGUAACGGAACAAGAAAUCUUCUACAUUGACGUACAAGUGACGUUUAUGAUUGACGUUAGUGUUUGAUAUUUCCUUUUGGUCCGGUUCUGCAUGUCUAAGGUGCGAAUUUAGUCAUUCAAUUGCCAAAAUUUUCCAUCAUUAUCUUCUAAAUCACCCGUUUGGUACAACAAUGGCAGACUUGGACGAUUUCUUUGCCAAAAAAGAUCGCAAGAAGUCGAAAGCUACAAAGAAAUACGCCACAGCAGAAGAAGUUGCCAAGAAAUUAGAAGACAGUGCAAAAAAGACUGAGAAAUUAAAGAAAGAACGUGUUAACGAAGAAGAAGAUACUAUAGUAACCGAACAGGAUCAAGACGAAUGGAAAGAAUUCGAGGAAGAAAAGAAGGAUUAUACUGGUUUGAAGAUAGGCAAUUUAACCAUCGGUCAGAAUGUAGAAAGCAGUAAUACAGGUGCUAAGGAAAUCUCUGAACAACAACCAGAAGAUGAACCUGGACAAGAAACAGAAAAAAAAUCUGGACCAUGGAAACGUAUUGAUGUAACAGAAGUAGAAGUAGAAAAAGUUGAAGUAAAAACUGAUCCAAUACUUCCUAAUGUAUCGAAGACUGGUGCAUAUAUACCUCCAAGUAUGAGAGGUAGUGGGGGACAAACCCAUGUUCAACCUACGAGACUCAAUAGAUCAAAAGCGGCCCCGGAUAUUCACAAUGAAGAAUUCUUCCCAUCUCUUUCCGGUGAUCAUAAAAAGAACCGUAACGAGGGAUCUUUUGAAGUGGUGCAGUCCAGUAGGUCGACAUCGCACAGACAAGUCGAACAAUCCAAAAUGAACUCUACUCAGGGCCCCAAGCUGAGCCUGGGCAACCGUUACAAUACCUUGAGUAACGAUAGCUAGUGAUUUUAAAAUUUCAUAGAGACCAAAUGUGUACUGUGUCGAGAGAGGUGACCAGCAAACGAUAAAAAAAAAUAAUAAUAAAUAAAAAAUUGUGUCCGUUCAUUUUAAUUAGGAGACUUUAUAUUUUCUCUUUUUAUGUAAAGAUGUUUUGUCGAUGAUGAUUGCGGGUCGUAUCCUCGAAAAGGACACUUUAAUGCUCAUUAAUGAUUGUAUUUUGGAAUUUAUAGAUGGUAUAGUUACAAUUUUCCUGAUCUUUUUUCAGAUUUUUUCCAAAAAAAGGUGUACUUUUUUGGUUAUCCGAUAUUGAAUUUUUUUCCAUAAAAUCUCGGGUGAUUUUCAGUGUAGGCAUCUCGGUAACGAAAUGACGCGCUUUCAACAUUAACAGUCCAUACAAAUCCAUAUUUUAUUUUUUUUUAAUAAAUUUUUCCCUCAAAUAUUUGUAUAUAGAUAUUUGUAACUAUGUUGUCGAAAAUCAGAUAUUUUUUUUGUUUCUUCGGUGAUACCUUUUCUACAUAUCUCCAAGAAAUGUGGAUAUAUUUUUAUUAUAUUACGAGGUGAAAAAGUCUCCUCUUUUCUGGUAUUUCAUUUUCUUUUUGUUUUUUUUUAAUAUUUAUACAAUUAAUAAAAUUCUUAUCCUUAA
This is a messenger RNA of Diorhabda carinulata, 1533 nucleotides long. Its product is annotated as protein CDV3 homolog. Bases 180 to 893 code for a protein of 237 amino acids. The transcript is spliced from 3 exons. The record is from RefSeq and is a predicted model, not a curated record. Gene Ontology annotation, cellular component: cytoplasm. NCBI's taxonomy places the organism in Eukaryota, Metazoa, Arthropoda, Insecta, Coleoptera, Chrysomelidae.